Messenger RNA from Exophiala aquamarina CBS 119918, 1851 nucleotides. RefSeq lists its product as uncharacterized. Gene Ontology annotation, molecular function: thiamine pyrophosphate binding; catalytic activity; magnesium ion binding. The transcript has 2 exons. The record is from RefSeq and is a predicted model, not a curated record. Gene Ontology annotation, biological process: fatty acid alpha-oxidation. The coding region runs from base 1 to 1851 and encodes 616 amino acids. Gene Ontology annotation, cellular component: peroxisome. Lineage: Eukaryota; Fungi; Ascomycota; Eurotiomycetes; Chaetothyriales; Herpotrichiellaceae.
AUGGCUCCACUCACUGGGGCCAAAGUGAUUGCACAGGCACUCGAUGAUCUGGAUGUCACUGUCCUGCAUACCUUGGUCGGCAUACCCGUCGCUGACAUCGCCGAAGAAGCCAUCGACUUGGGCAUUCGCGUGAUCGGAUAUCGGAAUGAGCAAGCUUGCAGUUAUGCUGCCUCGAUCUAUGGCUACCUCACCGGACGUCCAGGCGUUCUUCUUUUGACUGGGGGACCUGGCAUUAUCCAUGGGAUGGCCGGAAUUACCAAUGCCUCGACCAAUGCGUUUCCCCUCCUCGUACUUGGAGGGUCCUCCGAAACGACCAGUGUGACCAAAGGUGGCUUUCAGGAGUUGGACGCUGUGGCAUUGUUAACUCCUCAUACAAAAACAGCUAUCCGACCGUCAUCAAAGCAGCCAUCGGCAAUCGUAGCAGCAAUACGAACCGCGUAUCGCAUUGCAUGGUAUGGGCGACCCGGACCGACUUUUGUUGACCUACCUACCGAUCUCAUUAUGGAAGCGUCACCGAGGGUGCGAGAUAUAGAUAGGCCGUCCAUAUCCGUAUCAGCACCACCAAAGCCCGCCGCAUCCUCGGACGUCAUUGCCUCAGCAGUUCGACUCAUUCAAUCAUCUUCUGCCCCGCUCGUCAUUAUCGGCAAAGGGGCAGCGUAUGCCCGUGCAGAGUCGACUGCCCGCUCGCUCAUCUCUACACAUCACCUUCCUUUCCUGCCCACACCUAUGGGCAAGGGAGUCGUUCCAGACUCUCAUCCUCUGAACGCGAGCUCCGCCCGUACUGCUGCGCUGAAGAAUGCCGAUCUGAUUCUGCUCUUGGGAGCAAGACCAAAUUGGAUCCUGCAUUUCGGUGAAGCCCCCAGGUAUCAACCUGGUGUGAAGAUUAUUCAAGUAGACAUCUCGCCAGAGGAGCUUGGGCGAGCGAAUUCACUGGGAGUGCCAGCGCUCAGUAUCUUCGGCGACAUUGGACUCGUUGUUGAUCAGCUCAGGGCUGAGUUGCAUGCGUGGAAGGCGUUUUCAGAACCUAGAUUUGUCGCCGAUCCAUCACCAGGGCGGCCUUCUUACCUCAAUCUCUUGGCUCAGAGCGCAGCGAAGAACUCAACAAAAGCAAUCAAGGCAGCAGAGAAGCCAACUCCCCAGGGAGGCUUUUUGACGUAUGAGCGAGCGUACCACAUCAUCAAAUCCGCCAUUCAUGACCUCUCGCCGUCCUCCCAAGGUGGGAUCGUUUAUGUUUCUGAAGGUGCCAAUACAAUGGACAUUUCCCGAUCCUCGUUUCCACUCGAGCAGCCACGCCAACGUCUCGAUGCAGGGACCUGGGGCACUAUGGGUAUUGGGAUGGGCUACGCCAUCGCAGCGUGGUCCGCGUACAACUUACACGAUCGGACCAAGAAGAUUGUUGCACUUGAAGGUGACUCAGCGUUCGGUUUCUCUGGCAUGGAGAUUGAGACCAUGGCACGUCAUCGCAUGGAUAUCGUCAUCAUUGUGAUGAACAAUUCCGGCAUUUACAAGGGCGACGCGACUUCCGCGGCCCAGUGGAAGGAAAUGCAACGUCGCACCUCUUCGAAUGACUCAACUACAUCGAGUCCAAAGGACCGAAGUAAGAGCCUCCGGUCCAGUUCGCUAUUGUACGAGACGAAGUACGAACAGCUCGCGGAAAUGGUAGGUGGAAAGGGCUUCUUUAUACGGAGUGAGCAGGAGUUGAAAAGUGCGGUGAGAGAAGCUUUCCUAGAAAAGGAAAAGGUUCCCUGUGUGUUGAACGUUAUCAUCGACCCUGGAUUAAACAUGGGUGCAAGCUUUGGGUGGUUGGACUUGAAGGAGAAGCAUGGCGGAGGAGGCCAGAGUAAAUUGUGA